Messenger RNA from Labrus bergylta (ballan wrasse), 1348 nucleotides. RefSeq names its product transformer 2 beta homolog (gene tra2b). Lineage: Eukaryota; Metazoa; Chordata; Actinopteri; Labriformes; Labridae. The record is from RefSeq and is a predicted model, not a curated record. Gene Ontology annotation, molecular function: RNA binding. Gene Ontology annotation, biological process: positive regulation of mRNA splicing, via spliceosome. Gene Ontology annotation, cellular component: spliceosomal complex.
AGCUGACAUACAGAGGUCGCCACAGCAACACCUAACAGCAGGUCGUAGCAAGCUGGCUACUAUUAGGGCUCAAACACCGUAACAAAGUCACAGGUGUAAACAAUGAGCGAUAACGACAAGGGAUAUGGCGAGCGGGAGUCUCGCUCUGGAUCCAGGAGCUUGAGUCCACAGGGCUCAGGGAAGUCAGCAAGCCGCUCCCCGGCUCGUUCCCCUGCACGUUCAAAAGAAGGAUCUCGCCACUCCCACUCCAGAUCGCGAUCUCGUUCUAGGUCAAAAUCUAGUAUUUAUUUUUUCUUUUUCAGGUCACAUUCCCGCCAUGGCUCACGCAGACACUACAGCCAUUCUCGCUCCCGCUCGAGGUCCUAUCACCGCAGAUCUCACAGCAGGUCCUACAGUGGAGAGCGCCGACGCAGGAGCCACAGCCGCUCACCGAUGUCUAACCGCCGCAGACACAUCGGCAACCGCGCUAAUCCUGAUCCAAACUGCUGCCUGGGAGUGUUUGGCCUGAGCUUGUACACCACAGAGAGGGAUCUGAGGGACGUUUUCUCUAAAUACGGCCCUUUGGCAGAUGUUUCUAUCGUGUAUGACCAGCAGUCAAGGCGGUCCAGGGGCUUUUCUUUUGUUUACUUUGAGAACAAAGAAGACGCUAAGGAGGCAAAGGAACGAGCCAAUGGUAUGGAGCUGGAUGGUCGUAGGAUCAGGGUUGACUUCUCCAUCACAAAGAGACCUCACACACCAACUCCUGGAAUCUACAUGGGCCGGCCAACAUAUGGUGGAGGUGGUCCUAGUGGUCCUCGGCGUAAUUCACGGGACUGCGACCGAGGAUAUGACCGAGGAUACGACAGAGGAGGUUAUGAUCGCUAUGACGACAGGGAGUACUACAGAUCAUACAGGUGUGUGAUUUACACACACAUUAGCUCUAAACUUUUCCCUUUUGUUUAUAUUUUAAACUGCUGGUGUUGUCUUGUUUCAGAAGGCGAUCUCCGUCUCCGUACUACAGAGGGGCUUACAGGUCUCGCUCCAGAUCACGGUCUUACUCUCCCCGUCGCUAUUGAAAGUCCUCUCCUCUUUCCAAAGCUCAGAGUGGAAGUAUUUCUGAUUGGUUUGAUUGAUCGGCUUUCUUAAGGUGAUCAUCACACCUCUCUUUGCUUGUGUAAGUGAGUAGUUAACUUAUCCUGAGAUCAGUUGUGAAGCAAUGUCAUUGAGAUGCACUAAGCUGUCCCCUCUUGUUUUUAAUUUAAAUGUAUGGCUGGUAUCAGCCAUUAUCAAUAUGUUAAUGUUUGAAUUUUUGUAAGCAUAUUCAGUGUAAAUUCAUCUUGAACAUAUUAAAGGAAAAUGCCUAUUUUCA